GAAAACGGCCUGUUCCGCGCAUAAUUCCCCCCUUAAUUUAUCGUUACUUAUUAUUAAUUUAUUGUUAAUUAACAUUGCCGUAAGCUCGCCGCCGAAUGUCGUUACACCGGUCCGUGUGCCGUCAAUCGUCAGCUCCCGUUUACCCAAAACACCGAGGGUCUCUUCGGCGCCGCGCAUUGUCCGCUGCGCUCGUCUCGACUUAUCGCAGCCUCAUCACUCAGCGAUCCGCGAGGAAAGUCGAAUUCUUCGCGAUAAGCGCUCUCGAUGUGGCCGUGCGAUGUGUAACGCAGCGUGAUCACGUAAAUAAAACGGAGUCGUCGGACGUCAGUCGAGCGCUGAUGAAGAGUAGACUCGUGCGCGCGAGGAUGAUCCGUAGUCCGUUUUCGCGAUGGCUGCCGGCGUGCCGAGGCAGGUGCGCGCCGGGUAGGAGGCCGGUUUCAGUCUCUCCGAUGAUACAUUCGCCGGCACACCGGGGGUAUAAAUGAAGGACAAUGACCUAAUUGCGCGCAGAAGGCCUCGUGCUCCGAGACCGAUGGUCAAUCAGCGGGCGCGCGCGCUUUGAUCCUCGCUUUGGCCUCCUCACACGUCGCGGCAGCCCGCUCUUCCGGACGCGUAUUUGAGAGCGGCAGCAACCGGGACCGGUGCGGUUUCGUGCGUCGCAGGUGCGCAGGUCGCCAUGAAGGCAAUCAGUUGGCUCUGCUGGCUCCUCGCCGUCUGCAUCUGCCUUUCCGAUGCGAAGAGCAAGGUCAGGAGGCCGUUACCACCGUUGUACGCGGUGGUCCUGAAGAAACCACGGCCCAUCGGCCACAGAAUAUCCAUGGGCAACACCAUCCACAUCGGCGCUAAUUUUCCCCAUCAGAGAGUACCCUACAAGCACGUCAACUACAGGCCCCGCCGGCCUGUGUACAACGUCUUGCCAGCCAGCUGGAAAAACCAGAUCCCGAUGCGCGCGACCUUGAACAACAAUCGCGCGGUGCUGCCGCAACGCGUUCCGCUCAAGGAGUUCCACUCGGUGAACAAGGUGCCGGAGUACAGUCCGGAGUACCGGCCGGAGCUGGUGGUGUUGCCGGCCACCCAUCGAGGAGGUAUCGACGACGACAAAGGACCCAUCCACACGAUCCCAGCGCCGAACCUAAGCCCGGCCGAUAAGCCUUACAACUCGCCAGUGGAUCAGAAAGAGAUCGCUGAUCGCCGCCCGUACCCCGCUGAUCUUAAUUAUCACACCACAGCGCAAAAUUCCAACGUUGGGUUGGCCGCGAUCGACAACAGUCUGUCGCUGCAGAGGCCAGCGACGAGUCCAAGCACGCCUCAGCAUCAGUACGAGGUGACGGAGAGCAAUGACGCGGUGGUUCUGAAGGAUCACCAGGCCGCUGUGCAGUCGGUGACCCUCCAGCCUCAGGACCUCGACGUGACCAGACUCUACUCGACCAUCAUGAAUCCUCAUCCGCACUCCAGCGAGCUGUUCGUCAACCACCCGGUAAAUGGCAACGCGGCUGUCGUGGGACCGAACGUGGUGCAGUUCGGCCAGUCGAGUGUGCCGAUGCAGACGAACCUUCACAGUUCCCUGCACGUCGGCUUCCCCGCCACUGCCGUUCAGACACCGUACACCGUGGCGCAGCAGCAGAUCCCCGAACUCCACGUGGGCCACCCAGCACCGGCUGGGCCACCGUUGUCGGCAACGCAGCUCUACGAUCUGCUCAACAGCUUCCCGCACAAAUUCGCGGAACAAUACACACCAGAUCAACAACACAUCCUUCAGCAGCAACUUGACCAAAUUCUCCAACCGGACGGGAUAACGAGCUUCUCCCAACCGCAGAUGCAUUCCUUCAAUUACGACGAGCAAGCUAACCAGCUGCAGCAACAGCUACAGCAGCAGCAACAGCAACAGCAAAUCCUGCUCGACCAAGAUUACGCCUCGGGGAGUGUGACGGCGGACUACAACCUCGACCCGGAGUCUUCGGUGGACGCUCGCAAGCAGAACGACGUGCGCGCGAGCGAGGAACUCGCGUACCCUGUCGAUGGAGUGGAACAGUCCGAGAACAACAUCGAGUACGAGGCAACGAGUCCUCCAAGAAGCCCGACGCCGUACUCGAGGAAACCGGGCAACAUCGGCGGUGCGAUAGCGACAAAAUUCUACACGACGCUACCUAACAGGGACGCCGCCGAGAAGCUGGCCGCGUUGGCUGCCGCGGGCAAUGUCAACAGUCGCCUGAUGGGCCAGCUGCGAAAGCGGCAGCAACAGCAACAGCAACAGUGGCAGGACAUGCAAAGCGACGAGUCAAUGCCGCCCAAUCACAAGAACGACGACAACGCGGGCCAGCAGACGUGGACCGAUGGCGAGCAGCUGCAAAGAUACAACCAGCACAAUAAGCAUCAGAAGAAUCAGCAGCAACGUCGCAAGCAAGGCUACAAGAGCGCGCCGAGCGACGAGAAGUUACCUCUGCAAAUAACGGUACCUGAGGAGGACGAGUACGCGAGCGACGACCAGCUGAGCGACAUAAGGAAGGACAACGCGGACGUGGAGUACGAAUAUGAGGGUGAAGACGGGGAGGGCGAGGGGUCGCAGGAGUCUGCCGCUUCGUUCGCUGGACAAGCCGCGCCUCACGACGACGACCCUCACGUCGAGUUCGGCAGCCGCCUGCGGUCAAAGACUAGAGAAUGAGGAGGCGCGUGCUGCGCAUCGGUAGGCAAUAAGA
Messenger RNA from Harpegnathos saltator (Jerdon's jumping ant), 2696 nucleotides. RefSeq lists its product as uncharacterized. The coding region runs from base 677 to 2662 and encodes 661 amino acids. NCBI's taxonomy places the organism in Eukaryota, Metazoa, Arthropoda, Insecta, Hymenoptera, Formicidae. The transcript is spliced from 5 exons. The record is from RefSeq and is a predicted model, not a curated record.